GGAUACGGAUACAUUAUUAUAAAAUACGAUCGCCGUUGAUACUUUGCUAUAUGAGUUAAAUGACAAUCGGUUUAUCAGUUUAUGAAUUGUUUUCAUCUGUUGUUUAUAUGUUGUUAAAUAUAAUAAACAUCUCCGUUCAAAUUAGUUAAAAUAGUUUCAAAAAUUGUGUUAAAAGUGAUUUCAAAAUGAAUAAUGACAUCGAAGUGUGUAGUGAUGAUAGUAUUAAGAAAAAAGUUUCAUUCAAUAAAGUGAAAUAUCAAUUUUUGGCUGCAUGUUGUGCUAACAUCGUUGUACUGGGUCAAGGUUGUGCGAUCGGCUGGUUAAGUCCAACGCUUCCGAUUCUUCAAUCAGAUGAUUCACCGUUACAAUCGGGAAAGAUAACGAUUGAAGAGGCUAGUUGGAUUGGUUCAAUAUCAAGCAUUGGUAGUGUAGUCGGUACAAUUUACUUCGGUUUGAUCUCCAUUUAUUUUGGCUGUAAAAAUACAUUAGUGUUCUGCGCAUUUCCCGUAGCGAUAUUUUGGCUGUUUGUAAUAUUUGCUACAAAUGCCUGGCACAUAUGCGCCGGACGAUUCAUACAAGGGCUGACCGCUGGUGCAUUUUUAUGUGUUCAAUUAUACUUGGCUGACAUUGCCAACGAAAAAAUUAGAGGAAUACUUGGAACGCUGUUAACACUUAGCGUUAACAUAGGUAUUCUCAUUGGCUAUAUUAGCGGUACAUAUCUGCCGUAUUCCACAGUGCCAUAUAUCCUGAUGAUUUUCCCUAUUUUAUUCAUUUGCGUAUUCGUAUUCAUGCCAAACACGCCUCAGUAUUACCUGAAUGCACGACGCAAUGAUAAAGCUGAACAAUCAUUGAGAUUUUAUAGAGGAUGCAAGGCCACUAGUUGCUAUGAUAGUAUCGAAAUACAACAGGAGCUGAGCCAUAUGUCUGCCAUUAACAAACAGAAGGAGAUUGCUGGAAGACCAAAACUGUCUGAUUUCUUUAACAAACCAACAAUGAAGGCCAUGCUUAUCGGUCCAACAUUGAUGGCUGUGAGUCAAUUUAGUGGAACGUAUUGCUUGACCAAUUACUCCGUAACAAUAUUCGAAAUGUCUGGAUCAAGUUACAGUCCACACAUGUCAUCCAUUGUGUUUGGUUGCCUGCAAAUCGCUGGCACAUAUGUGACAACAUUGUUCAUUGAUCGAGUGGGCAGAAAGGUUUUACUGCUGAUUUCGGGCAGUGGUUGUGCGGUUGGAUUAACUGUGAUGGGAAUAUUUUCGUAUUUGUUCGAGAGUGGCUACGACGUUAGUGGACUGAAUUGGGUUCCAGUUGUCAGUUUAUCGUUUGUUAUUUUUAUUGCCUCGAUUGGACUGAUUCCGAUACCUUAUGUUAUCAUUGCUGAGGUUCUUCCACAGAAGAUUCGACUGAUAGGUACAACAGUAUGUACAACAACAGUGAGCAUUUGGGCUGCGAUAAUUUUAAAUCAAUUUCCAUACCUCUUGGUGAAUUUGCAAUUAUACGGAUGUAUGUGGUUGUUCGCAUCGGUGGCUGUUUUCGGACUGCUUUUCACGAUAUUUUUUGUGCCAGAAACAAAGGGAAAAACAUUGGAUGUGUUGCUCGACGACAUUGAAUGUAAUAAUAAUCAAAAAGUUGUUACAAUUAGUUGAUAAUUCAAGUAGCUAAACAGACACAUUUAACUACUUCGAAGGUCAAUCACUACACAUACUUUAAUUAAGGGACGGGCGUCGUAAAAACCAACGAAAUUCAGAUGAGUGUUUUUGUAUUUAUUUAUUUUCUAACUAAUUUUUAAGAUGAGACUGUAUAUAAGAGCUUUUGUACAUAGUAGUUUUAGGAUAAUUUUUUUAUAAACGAAAUACCUCGCAAAAUAAAGCCAAAAUAAUUUAAAAU
Messenger RNA from Bradysia coprophila, 1884 nucleotides. Its product is annotated as facilitated trehalose transporter Tret1-like. Gene Ontology annotation, biological process: carbohydrate transport; transmembrane transport. Gene Ontology annotation, cellular component: membrane. The record is from RefSeq and is a predicted model, not a curated record. NCBI's taxonomy places the organism in Eukaryota, Metazoa, Arthropoda, Insecta, Diptera, Sciaridae. Gene Ontology annotation, molecular function: sugar transmembrane transporter activity.